Molecule: messenger RNA, 1392 nt
Organism: Limanda limanda (common dab)
Lineage: Eukaryota; Metazoa; Chordata; Actinopteri; Pleuronectiformes; Pleuronectidae
Product: pleckstrin homology domain-containing family A member 1-like
Exons: 13
Coding region: 83-1321 (412 amino acids)
Cellular component (GO): cytoplasm; membrane
Molecular function (GO): PDZ domain binding
Source: RefSeq, a predicted model, not a curated record
CAGCUGCUGCCACACUGGACCCAUCCGAACGGAGUCGAACCCAGAAGCUUCCGGGCCGUCGCCUGUCCUCAGAAUCCCUGUGAUGCCCCAGGGUGGGCGGAGCUGCUCGGGGGUUGCGAUGCCGUACAAAGACCGUCAGAACCGCAGCUGUGGCUUCCUGGACAUCGAGGAGAACGAGAGCAGCGGCAGGUUCCUGCGCAGAUACUUCAUCCUGGACACGCAGCAGGGCAGCCUGCUGUGGUACAUGGACAACCCACAGAAUCUGCCUCAAGGUGCAGAGAAGGUGGGAUCUCUGAAGCUCACCUACAUCUCUAAGGUCAGUGAUGCCACCAAACACAGGCCAAAGGCAGAGUUCUGCUUCGUCAUAAAUGCAGGAAUGAGGAAGUUUUACCUGCAAGCCAACGACCAGCAGGACUUAGUAGAAUGGAUCAGUGUUCUCAACAACGCCACCAAGAUUACUGUUCCAAAGCCCGGUGAAGGCCACACGUCCCACGCAGAGACGCCACAGGACGUCCUGGGAACGAAGCAGGUCUCCUACAAGACUGAGAUCAUAGGAGGGGUCCCUAUCACCACCGCUACUCAGGAGCAGGGAGACGGGCAGAACGGGGCGGAGCGAGGAGGCGUGAAGCGGACUCAGAACCAGCUGCCCUACUUCCUGUCCAGAGGAGCCCAGGACCAGGCCGUCAUCAAGGCCGGAUACUGCGUCAAGCAAGGAGCUGUGAUGAAGACGUGGAAGAGGAGGUACUUCAUGCUGGAGGAAAACGCUCUCAGCUACUACAAAUCGGACCAGGAGCGGGAGGCGCUGAGAGUCAUCGCUCUGAAGGAGAUCCACAAAGUUCAGGAGUGUAAACAGAGCGAGCCGAUGAUGAGGGACAAUCUGUUUGAGAUGGUCACCAGCUCCAGGACCUUCUACAUUCAGGCGGACAGUCCAGAGGACAUGCACAGCUGGAUCAAAGCCGUCUCAGGAGCCAUCGUGGCUCAGCGUGGCCCCGGGCGCUCGGCCAACACUGUCCGUGGGGCCAGAAGGCUGUCCAGCCCUUGUAUACAGAGGUAUACUCCCUUCUGCAGUGGUGAAUGCAGCACGAACACAGUGACCACUCGUCUCCCUCCCCAACGUCCUCCUCCACCUUCUACUACCCCCUCCAGCCGGAACUACACUACCCACAAUCCUCAGCGGGUUCUCAGCCUCACGCUGGACACGCACCAGCCGGACAACUUCCUGGGCCUGCUGCCCUGGAGGCUGAGCCAGUCCGGGAUGAGGCCCCUCCCUCCGGCGCGCUCCCGCCUGUCGCUGCAGGAGACGCUGCAGUCGUCCAAGUGACGGACAACCAGUCGCCGUGGAAACGCCGCAGCGGAAUGGGGGAGCAGGCGUUAGAUGGCAGCAGCGGAGAG